Messenger RNA from Aureobasidium melanogenum CBS 110374, 696 nucleotides. RefSeq names its product signal recognition particle, SRP19 subunit. Gene Ontology annotation, cellular component: signal recognition particle, endoplasmic reticulum targeting. The transcript is spliced from 2 exons. The annotation marks the transcript as partial. The record is from RefSeq and is a predicted model, not a curated record. Lineage: Eukaryota; Fungi; Ascomycota; Dothideomycetes; Dothideales; Saccotheciaceae. Gene Ontology annotation, biological process: SRP-dependent cotranslational protein targeting to membrane; SRP-dependent cotranslational protein targeting to membrane, signal sequence recognition. Gene Ontology annotation, molecular function: 7S RNA binding.
CGAAUCGAAGAAGUGUCCGACAGUGACUCGGACCCGUCGGAGAUGGAUCCCUCGGAAUUCGAUCCUGGCCUUAUGAACUCCAUCAUCCAACCCGCCAACAUUCCCUCCACCGCCCCUCAAUACUCGCAACAGCAACAGCCUGUCCUCCAGCCCCAUUUCCCGGGCCGCCCACCGCCAGACCAGAAUGCUGAACGCGAGCGCACCAAGCAUUACCAGUGUCUAUACCCCAUCUACUUCGAUUCAUCUCGCUCCCGCGCCGAAGGUAGACGAGUAGGAAAGAACGAGGGCGUCGCAAACCCGCUAGCCCAAGACAUUGCCAAUGCCUGUUCACAGCUGCCUGUUACCGGCCAGGUUGUAUUCGAGCCUGCAAAGACACACCCCAAAGAUUGGGCCAACCCCGGCCGCGUGCGUGUCUUGAUUAAGGAGGACGGAAAGCCUGCAGGAAGAGGCUCCAUUAAGAACAAGCACCAGCUGUACAAAUUGGUUGCCGAAUACCUACGAGCCCACCCCACCACUGAGGAGUCGCCUAUGCGCAUGCGUAUUGCCGGUCUGCCACCUCCGACCAAGCCCAUCCCACCACCAGCUGCACCUAAAGGUUGGAAAUUGGGUACGAUAUUACCAUUACACUCUCCCGCUCUGAGCGGCGGCGGCGUCAACGAGAACUACUUUAAGGAUAUGAUGCAGGAGAUGCAGGGU